UGAGCGCAAGUAUUGGGGGGGACAUGCGUUUUCCACAUACACACAAUGCCAAGGACGACGCCCUGGUCCAAGACCACCUACGGAUCAUCAUCGACUGCAGGAGAGGGACGGCUAACCGACUGACACGAUCCGUUUCGGAAUGGAAACAAAGCUGAAGAAGAGACAAGAUGGGGACAGGUGGAAUCCCAGUUCUGAUGUGCACCUCUAGUCUCAGUCAUAAAACAUGAUGUUACGGAGAAUUCCAUAAGGUCUUCAACAUCUAGAAAGAAACCAUGAAGAGAAGAAAAGGCUUGGGAAAGAGCAAAGGAUGGUGUGACCUUCCUGAAACCCUUUUCACUCUACAGCUUGAGACUGAAUGCCAGAGCAGAAAUCCAAUCAUCGAAAACCCUCUUCUUCACCCAGCAAUAAGCGUCUGAGCGGAAAGCCAAAGUAAAGCAAGAAGGACGGUGUGGCUGUCCAGAAUGUCUUUUUACUCAGAGGAAAUGUUUAUCUAAAGCCCAGAUAUACAGUAGUCAGCAUCAACAAGGAAUCACCAUGGGCCAUCCACAGCUUGCCAAACCUCCACUGUUUGCAUUUGUGGAGCGUCCGGUGGAGCCCCCAGUCCAUUCUCUGAGGGUCAGGAGUUCAGUAGUUCAGCUCUGCCAGCCUACAUCUCUGCUCGAUACAGGACAAAGGAUGAGGAGGGCCAAAAGGAAAAAAGAGAGACUCAUCGCUCCUUGACUUCGUUCGCUCCUGAGAAGUGAUCCAAGGCGCGUGGAGAGGAAACGGAGCCAUGAGUCGCGCGCUCACUGAGCCCGUGACCACCAGCUUCCGGGAAGACGCGCCCCGUCCACCGGUACCGGGAGAAGAGGGUGAAGAGGACGCGCCGUCUUCGUUGUCGUUGCGUUGUGAUCCGUCCGCGUAUAUGAAAAUCAAGAACGCGGUGAAAACGCCGCGCGCGCCGCGAAGAGAUGAGGAUGGCCUGGGUGAGCCGGAAGGGAGCGCGUCCCCAGACUCGCCGCUCGCACGGUGGACCAAGUCCCUGCGCUCACUGCUGGCCGACCAGGACGGCGCGCACCUGUUCCGGACUUUCUUGGAGCGCGAGCGUUGCGAGGAUGCGCUUGACUUCUGGUUUGCCUGCAACGGCUUUCGGCAGAUGGACCUGCAGGACGCUAAGACGCGCCGAGUGGCGCGAGCAAUAUACAAGCGCUAUGUAGAGGGUCGCGGCGUGGUGGCCGAGCACCUGCGAGCGGCGACGCGCGCGUGCAUUCGAGAGAGUGUCAAGAAGCAGCGGAUCGAACUGCGCAUGUUCGACCAGGCCCAGACUGAGAUUGAGGGCGGCCUGGAGGACAGCGCCUACCGCGCCUUUCUCACCUCGGACAUCUACCUGGACUACGUGCGCUCCGGCGGCGAGAACGCGGCGUGCGCCGGCCACGCCCACGCGCAUGGCGGCCUGGCGAGCCUCGAGCUCGUGUGCGGCUACCUGCCGCCGCUAAUAGAGGACAAGGAGUGGAGCUGCGGUGAGCUAAAGGCCAAAGCGCUGGCAGCUGUGGUCGGGCUUUCUGCUGAGACGCUGCGCGCCACCAUGACGCUGCGCACGGCAGACUGCAGGGCUCAGAAACGAGGAGACCCGGCCAGUCCGUAUUUCGUGAACUCUGGUCACGUGGUAGCUCCAGCUAGCAGCGCUAAUGACAGCGAGGUGUCCAGCGACGCCACCACUGAUGACUCCAUGUCCAUGACUGACAGCAGUGUGGACGGGAUACCACCGUACAAGCUGGGCACGAAGAAACAGCUACAGCGGGAGAUGCACCGGAGUGUCAAGAUCAACGGACAAGUUUCACUCCCCCACUUUCCCAGGACCCAGCGAUUGCCGAGAGAGAUGGCUCCGGUGAAGCCGUCUGCAUUCGCUGCAGAGUUGAUUGCCCGUCUGGAGAAACUGAAGCGUGAACAGGACACUCUCAGCUCCCUGGAGGAACGAUUGCAGCAGAUACAGGAGGAAGAAGAACGAGAUGACAGUGAAUUAGCUGUCGUCAUCCCACAGCAGCCUCCUGCCUCUCUCAACCUCAUCUCUUCGGGAUUGUGCGACGAAGACCCUCAAGCCAUCCUGGAUGAACACUUAUCGAGAGUCCUAAAAACCCCAGGGUGCCAGUCUCCUGGCGUACCAGGCUACUCGCCUCGCUCCCGUUCACCAGACCAUCACCAUCAGCAAGGCUCCUCCCCCAGUCUCUUACCUAGCAUGCACUGUUCUAUCCCAUCUAAGACACCUAUGAUGACUACCCAGCCCUCCACCAAGCACAUCCAUCACCACUACAUCCACCACCACCACUCGGCUUCACCCAAGAGCAGGGAGGAGAUGGAGGUCGAGGCCGCGCACCGUGUGGCGCAGUGUUUAGGCUCAUCCGGGUCAGAUUACUGUUACCCAAGAUGCCACAACUCAGCUGAUUUUCAACAAGGACGUCCCAGCACAUUAUCUAAGCGUCCUAGUAAUAUUAGUGAUGGAAUGAGUGGUUGCAAGUCAAGCGAGGAGGAAAGCAACUCACCUCUGCUCCCCACAGACGGUCUGGUCCGAUCUCACAAUGUGUGGCAGUGGAUCUUGGAAAGCGAGAGGCAGAACAAGCACAAACCUCACAGUUCUCAAGGCCUGAAGAAGAUGCAUCCAAGCGACUUGUCCUCAAAGACACCCUUAUGGGGUGGUGGAGGAGUAGGUGGUCAUGCUCGAGCACACCAUCCAGGUCACCCGUUCAUUCAGGAUCCCACUAUGCCACCUCUAUCCCCACCCAAUACCCUCACCCAGCUUGAAGAAGCCUGCCGAAGACUGGAAGAAGCCUCCAAGCCCACUAAACAAAGACACUCAGCGUCCAGCCUGCAGAGAGAGAGAGUGCAUCCUUCACUUUUCACCAACAGCAGCUCGACUCUUAUCAACCCUGCUCUGCAGAUGGAUGAGUGGAAAGAGCAACGGCGGCUGAGUGCUGGACACUCCAUCACCCACUCUGGCACGGAGCUGGUGGUCACCUACUUCUUCUGCGGCGAGGAGAUCCCGUACCGCAGACUCAUGAAGACCCACAGUCUCACUCUCGGCCAUUUCAAAGAACAACUCCGCAAGAAAGGCAACUACAGGUACUACUUUAAGAAGGCGAGUGAUGAGUUUGAGUGCGGUGCUGUGUUCGAGGAGAUCUGGGAGGAUGGCACGGUGUUGCCCAUGUACGAAGGAAAGAUCCUGGGAAAAGUCGAGCGCAUGGACUGAGCACAUCCAGCCAUCCGAUUACUGUACGCCUUUUAACAGUUACCAAGCGCUGGGAUAAUAAACGAACUUCCAUUAUCCAAACACGCUGCCACCAGGAACUUCACAUACACGGCUAGCCGUUUAUCAGACAAGAGGCAAGACAGACUCCUUUGGCACAAAGCAACCUUUUUAAUGCUACCUAGAGUUAAUAUAUUUGG
Messenger RNA from Tachysurus fulvidraco (yellow catfish), 3420 nucleotides. RefSeq names its product axin-2. Lineage: Eukaryota; Metazoa; Chordata; Actinopteri; Siluriformes; Bagridae. Gene Ontology annotation, biological process: negative regulation of canonical Wnt signaling pathway. Bases 773 to 3223 code for a protein of 816 amino acids. The transcript has 16 exons. The record is from RefSeq and is a predicted model, not a curated record.